AGAGAGAAGCUGUACUUGGCAAACCAAGAGAAGUUCCACAAAGAAGCUGACAAACAUUAUUGGAAAGCAAUAGCAGAGAUCAUUCCCCGCGAAGUCCCAGUUAUUGAGAAGAGAGGGAAGAAGGAUGCUGAGAAGAAGCCUUCGGUUGUCGUCAUUCAAGGCCCUAAACCCGGGAAGCCCACUGAUCUCUCAAGAAUGCGCCAAGUUCUCUUGAAGCUGAAGCAGAAUCCUCCACCGCACAUGAUUCCUCCCCCGCCUGCACCUGCCAAAGAUGGCAAGGACUCAAAGGAAGGGAAGGAUGCCAAGAACGGGAAAGCUCCUGAAUCAACUACAGCCGGAGCCGCGUCCAGAGAUAAUUCGGCUUCACCUACUAAAGAUGACACUGCUAAAGCUACGUCAGACUCAUCAAUACCAGAGGAUCCUCCUGCCCCAGCAGAGGGUGAGAAAGCUGCUUAAACAUAGCCAGUCAUUACUAAAGUGAUGACACUUUUUAACCGUCUAUCAACUACGUUGUAGUUUUUACUUUAAUUUUCUUUUGUUGGUCUUUUCGAGUUCAUUAUUUUCCAAGGCUUACAAUUCAUUUUGAAGAAUAAUAAGCACAUGUAUCUGUGAAUGUCUUCGAGCAGAAUGGCUUUGCGGACCUUUCUUCCUAACUUGGCUUUAGCUUUUGAAGCGGAAGGGACUCAUUCCCUCCACUUAUGUUACCAUUCAUCAUUUAUUUAAUAUUUCUACCUGUCGUAAA
Morus notabilis is the source of this 742-nucleotide messenger RNA. Its product is annotated as clathrin light chain 1-like. The transcript has 2 exons. Gene Ontology annotation, molecular function: structural molecule activity; clathrin heavy chain binding. The annotation marks the transcript as partial. Gene Ontology annotation, biological process: intracellular protein transport; clathrin-dependent endocytosis; clathrin coat assembly. The record is from RefSeq and is a predicted model, not a curated record. NCBI's taxonomy places the organism in Eukaryota, Viridiplantae, Streptophyta, Magnoliopsida, Rosales, Moraceae. Gene Ontology annotation, cellular component: clathrin coat of coated pit; clathrin coat of trans-Golgi network vesicle; plasma membrane.